GCCGAUCCUCUGGCAAUUCAGCUUAAAGAGCUUGUGUGAGGGCCCGCCUUCAUGCAUAGUUUAUUACCUGCAUCCUGCAUCAACAUGAGUCAUCUGACUCCAUCACCAGAUGGCCUCAUGUUUUCUAUGGCUCCAUGUUGGUCAUCCUCUCAUCCUGAUUGUCCUUGAUUAUCCCCCCAUAAACUUUACUGUAGCAUCAACACAAAAUAUUUCAUGUUCCCAAGAAAAACAGCUUCUUUCCCUUAUCUUCACACACACAGCCCUCUCCGCAAAAACGCUGAAAGUUUAACCACCACUAACCCAUAACAUGCUGCCUUGUGUAUCUAUUUAGCAUUAACGUUAGCUAAUGUAUACCAAAUGCAGAGGACAUAUUUGACCUGCAACUUACUGUGUAUGAAGUGUUUUGUCAAGGGAUUUAAAAAACUCAAUAAUUGUUAUUUCACACUUGAAAAAACUUCUCUGUAUCGUUAAUUUAUUGCCAAUUGUCUGGAGGGUGCAAACGUGCACCAGGCAAAUGCAGAAAGUGAACCAAAGACAGUGACACAAAAAUCGUGUUACAUCUUGAGCUGAUGAAGCAAACUUAUCUGAAGCAUUAUGGAACUCAUUGUCAUAAAAACUAUUUUUAAAUUUGCAUAUUGUCCAUGCAAGUAAAAAAUAAACAUAAAACCUUUAAGUUACAGGCGAAGAAGUUAGUCUAAACAAAGUGGUCUCAACUGGAUUAGUGAAGAAAUUCAUUUGGAAUCAGUUAAAACUGUUGAAUAUCUUUUCUGAAUAAAAAAAAAAAAGUACUUUUCAUUUUUCAUUCUGUUGUGUACCUCUGGUUUGCCAUCUUUAAAUUUGUUAAUUUCUUUUCAUCAAAUGAACUAGGAAAUCUGAAUCCACCAUGGACAGAGCUUGGAAAGGACUGCUGAAGUCUGGCAUCAUCUUUCUGACCUUGAGUCUUUUUGUCUACAUAUUUUAUCACAUCGACUUUCUGGAGUUUCAGAGAACACCAAAUCCUCCAUUCAAGAAAAUAAGAGGUUCCAGUGAUCCAGGCUCUAAUCAAAACUACUGCACCUUCCGACCUUUGUCUCCCAAGGAGAUUGAUGAGGAAAACACUCUUUUAAAUUCCAUAGCUUGGCCAAAUACUCCAUCUGUGCCACUUCCUGUUUCACUGAAUGACACCAGCAAUGCAGCCCGCAGCAAUUUUGUCAUUCUCCCAAGGCCAGGAGGUGGAUCGUGGCUCGUGGGGGAUCAGCUGGAGGUCAUGAUCAAGAUGUUUGACUUUAAGGGCCGUCCCAAGACUCAUGGGGGAGAUUUCUUCCUGGUUCGGCUACACAACCGGACAGUUGAAGCAGGGGUGGCAGGUCAAGUGGUGGAUCAUCUCAAUGGCACCUACUCUGCUGUGUUCCUCUUACCCUGGGAAGGAAAGUCACAGAUUGAGGUAACAUUGGUACAUCCCAGUGAGGCAAUCCCAUUCCUGCAGCGAUUUGCCGGUGAAAAGCCUAAUGGAGUGGACUUCUACAGCACUUUUCAUUCAGGCUUGCUCACUCAGAAAACCAUGUGCAGUGUGUGUCUGCCUCCAACCCAGCAGCCACAGUGUAACUACACUGACCUCAAUACAGGUGAGCUGUGGUUCUGCUACAAGCCACAGAAUCUGAGCUGUGAUGCCAGGAUCAACCACUUCAGCAUUUACCAAAACCCCCCCAAGGCCAAGGAGGACAUACUCUUUAAAAAUGGUGUCACCAUGAAUGUUGGUAUUCCAGCUUCAGGACCUGCUCAUGUCACUGUUUUCCCAAAAAUGAAAGGUGAACUUGCAGCGACCACAAACAAGGACAUACCUGGACCUGCUGGUUACUAUUACAAAGGUCUGUGGAGUUCACUAAGUGGCGCCACAGUUAAACGGUUCAAUAACGCCUCUGCCAUCAGCCAGUGCCUCAAAGACAAGGUGGUUCACAUGUAUGGAGACUCUACAGUCAGGCAGUGGUUAGAAUUCCUCUCUCGAGAACUAUCAGAUCUCAAGGUAUAUAACCUGCACAACAUGAAGCAGUCUGGACCUUAUGUGGCACUGGACUAUGCCAGAAACAUCUUUGUGACAUACCGCUGCCAUGGCCUUCCUAUUCGUAUUGUGCCUUCACCAGUAACAGAGCUACAUUAUGUUGCCAAUGAACUCGACGGAAUAACUGGAGGGAAGACCACAGUUGUAGUUUUUGGUGUCUGGGCGCAUUUUACCACUUUCCCCAUCAAGUACUACAUCCGUCGAUUAAUGAGUAUCCGUAAGGCAGUUGUCCGACUACUAGCCAGAGCUCCAGAUACUAGAAUUAUUAUCCGGACGGCAAACCUCAAAAACUCUCCAAGCCCCUUUUCAGCACAGCUUGGUGGUGACUGGCCUUCACUGCAACGUGACAAGAUACUCAGGACCAUGUUUAAGGGAAUGGAUGUUUAUUUCGUGGACGCCUGGGAGAUGACUGUGGCUCACUAUCUCAAGCAUGACAUCCACCCACCCCGUCCCAUCAUUAAGAACAUGAUUGAUGUUGUUUUGUCAUAUAUUUGCCCUUCAAAAUAAGGGUAGGUGUAUUGUGUUCUUCUGAAAAAACAAAAAUGUAACAAACAUGCUUUCUGAUGUUUAGGUUAUUUUAUGUGCUUAAACAAAUGUAAUUGGAUAUUUGUUAUUGGUGUGGCAGAGUUACUAUUUUCUAUUCACGGUGUGAUACAUUGUGGACAUAAGAGUUAGUGCAAUGUGUUAUAGGAAGUGGAGAAGAGGAGAUGAUUAAAUAUAGGAAUUGCACUUGACCGUGUACUGCUUGAUUUCUUUUCCCGCAACCCAAAAUAUUGUGAGUGAAGAGAUUAAUUGAUACUUCUCAGGCCAGCAGUACACAAACUUUCUCAAUGAUUUGUCACCUGUGGUAUGCCAUGUAAAUUUCACUAAUUUUCAAUUUCAAUGAAGUUGCAGAAUCCAGAGUUUCUGAACAGAUUUCCUGAACUGUCUCAACCAGACAACUUAAUGCAGGGCUACUCAACCCUGGUCCUCGUGGGCCGCAGUCCAGCAUGUUUUAGAUGUUUCCCUCUUCCAACACAGCUGAUUCAAAUGAUCAGGAUCGUU
Salarias fasciatus (jewelled blenny) is the source of this 3082-nucleotide messenger RNA. RefSeq names its product NXPE family member 3-like. NCBI's taxonomy places the organism in Eukaryota, Metazoa, Chordata, Actinopteri, Blenniiformes, Blenniidae. The record is from RefSeq and is a predicted model, not a curated record. Bases 884 to 2545 code for a protein of 553 amino acids. The transcript has 6 exons.